AUGAAGCUCGCGAACAAGAAGAUCGUUGUCACGGGCGCCAACCAGGGCAUCGGCCUCGAGUUCGUGCGCCAGCUGGUCGCCAAGGGCAACACAGUCAUCGCGACGGCACGGAACCCCGCGGCCGCCAAGGACCUGCGUGCCCUCGCUGACGCCAACGCCGGCCAGGUCCACAUCACCACGCUGGACCAGUCAGACCCCGCAAACAUUGCUGCGUGGGCCAAGGAGGUCGCGGGAGUCGCGCCUGCCGUGGACCUCGUGCUCAACAACGCGGGCAUCUACGGCCCAAAGAGCAAGGCCUUCGGGGACUACACGAAGGAGGACAUGCUCGAGGUUUUCAACGUCAACGCCGUGGGGCCUUUCCUCAUUGCCCAGGAGAUGGUCAAGAGCGGCCUGCUGCCGAAGGGCUCCGUGAUUGGCAACAUGUCGAGUAAGGUGGGGUCGGUGGCGGACAACGGGAGCGGCGGCGGGUACGCGUACCGCGCGAGCAAGUCGGCGCAGAACAUUAUUUCGAAGAGCAUGUCGCUGGACCUCGCGGGCGCGGGCAUCACCACGGUCAUGUUGCACCCGGGCUACGUGCGCACCAACAUGACGGGCGGAAACGGCCUCAUCGACGUGGACGAGUGCGUGUCGGGCCUGAUCUCGGUCCUGGAGUCGGACCGCGAGCUCAACGGGCGCUGGUACGACUUCGCCGGGAAGGAGAUCCCGUGGUGA
Molecule: messenger RNA, 711 nt
Organism: Pedinophyceae sp. YPF-701
Lineage: Eukaryota; Viridiplantae; Chlorophyta; Pedinophyceae
Source: the annotation of a GenBank genome assembly